This is a messenger RNA of Stereum hirsutum FP-91666 SS1, 216 nucleotides long. RefSeq lists its product as uncharacterized. The transcript has a single exon. The annotation marks the transcript as partial. The record is from RefSeq and is a predicted model, not a curated record. NCBI's taxonomy places the organism in Eukaryota, Fungi, Basidiomycota, Agaricomycetes, Russulales, Stereaceae.
AUCGUCCCCUUCGGGGUGACAUACGAAAAAAUUGGAACGAUACAGAGAAGAUUAGCAUGGCCCCUGCACAAGGAUGACACGCUUCUCCAGAGUGGUAGACCUACGGGUCUCAAUAUUUAUUUUUCUCAUUCGUUCUGUUAUUCUUGCUCCCCCUACUGCCCAUCAAAUCCACGCGUAACAGUGUUCACUCAACAAAUGAGGGAUACGCAUAUAUAG